Apiotrichum porosum is the source of this 675-nucleotide messenger RNA. RefSeq lists its product as uncharacterized. NCBI's taxonomy places the organism in Eukaryota, Fungi, Basidiomycota, Tremellomycetes, Trichosporonales, Trichosporonaceae. Gene Ontology annotation, biological process: maturation of SSU-rRNA from tricistronic rRNA transcript (SSU-rRNA, 5.8S rRNA, LSU-rRNA). The transcript is spliced from 4 exons. The coding region runs from base 1 to 675 and encodes 224 amino acids. The record is from RefSeq and is a predicted model, not a curated record. Gene Ontology annotation, cellular component: 90S preribosome; nucleolus; preribosome, small subunit precursor.
AUGCCCCGCGCAGCAAAGGCUACAACUUCCAGGCGGCACGCGCCCGCUGCCUCUCUCACCAAGCGCUCCUUCGCCGUCGCCGACUCGCAGGUCGCCGAGCAGGUCCUCCCCGGCUCCGCCCCCGCCGUCACUAUUGCCGACCUCGCCGAGGCGCCCAAGAAGACAAAAGUCGAGAAGCCCUUCCUGGGUGCGAUCCAGGCCGGCGCCGCGCUGCACCCUUAUUCGCGCUCCCACAUCAGGCGCGAGAAGCGCAAGGCCAAGGAGGUCGUCGGCGGUGGUCUUGACAGUGUCGCCGCUGCUCUCGCCGAGGCCGCUGGCGAGGUUCCCGUCCCCGAGGCGCCUGUGCCCAAGAGCAAGGGCCACGCGCGUGUUGUCGACGACGUUCCACAGAAGAGGAAGCAGGAGCCCGACGGAAGGAUCGGUGAGGGCCGCACCAAGCCCCUGGCCGAGAAGCAGCGCAGGAAGCAGAUUGCCAACAACGCGCGCCGCAUCCCCGCCGUCAUGCAGCACCCGGCCUUCAAGGCCAACCCGUGGGCGACUAUCCGCGAGCACGCGGCCAACUCGCUGGCGACUUCCGAGGCUGUCACGAGCGUUGCCGAGCGCAAGGCUGCGGCCGAGACUGCCAAGUCCAAGGCUGCCGAGAACCUCGCUGUUGCCAUGAGCGGCAUCGAGUAG